UUAAAUUUUGACAUUAAAAAUCAAGACUGUGACCAAUGAUAGUCUUAAGCUUGGCUAAUUAAUAUGUGAUUUAAAAACAAAUAGAAAAAAGUAUGAUAUCCAAACCCUUAGCGGGGGUGAACUGUUCAUUUCACAGGUCCCUAUCCGGAUAUCUGCUGUAACAGAGCAAAGAGCCGCUAGGUGGCUCCAUUAAUUUAAUAAAAUUAAAGUCGGGAAAAGAUAAUGUAUAGUCAAGGAACAAAAUAUCUCUUUUAAGCAGAACCUUUAACCAAAGAAACAAUGAUCUUUAAUCAUAGCCUCUCACUCAGAAUAAUUUGGAAUAUAGGAUUAAGAGUUGAACUAAAAAAAAAAUCUGCAAGACUGCAAAGUAUGUAUGGGUAAUCAAUUUGCUAAAGAAAAGUAUAUUCUUAAGGACAUCAAUUACUAAGGGAGGGAUGGUUUCAAAUCUUUCCUAAUUUAUUACCAUCUAGUUUGCCAGCUUUUCUUUUGAACUUUUUCUUUUUGUUUAAACUUUAGGAAAAAAUAUUAAAUUUGAGCAUUUAUUAAGUUACUAAAAAUUGCUUUCCAAUUUCUUGACUUACAGCUGUCAUCCUUAUUAACAUCCCAAGAAAAAGAACAACUUCGUCUGGGCUAUUUGGGAAGGAAAACGAAAGCUGUGUGCUUACCUAAACUACCUCAAAAUACAACUAAGGCAAACGCUACUCCAUUCUAUACCAUUUGCAAGGAGACUGAAAGAAACUGUGUGACAAGAAUUCCUUCCCGGGUUCACAAAAGACGAGAAAAAAUGUUACAUCUGAAGUGUGAGUUGCAUUUUAGGUACCCAAGUUGGCUAAAGAUCUUUGGAUUUUAUUUUUUAAGAAGUGCUAAAACAGAAGAGGAUCAUUUUCCUGAAAGUACAUAAGGAACUGUCACGAAAAUAAAUGCGGGAGGUGGGUUCCGAAUUAUUAAGUAUUCUGAACCGUGAGUCUGCAAUUGACAAAUAGGAAGAAUAAAAAAUUUUUUUCCUCUCCCCUCUCCUUUAAAAGAGAAUCUCAGACCUGUCACCGCUUAAGAAAAUAUUUAGAACUCAAUUUAACCGUAAAAAAAAACAAUUUUUUUUCUUAUCGUUCGGAGUCAAUAAAUAAUGAUGGCGUGGCACUUGGAGUCUCCACAGUAUUUUGCUGGUUUUGUUUGUUUUUCCAGGCAGGAGCUGCAUUAGAAAACUUAACAGAAGUAGAGGGCAAGUCUUCUGCCAUAAUUCGUUGAGAUCGUUUUUUGUAAACGAGCGCUUCUAGCACAGUUUAAAUUACAGUUGGCUUUAAAAUGCUAAUUCCGAACCCACUUAUUUAAAUGUCUUUGAAAACGUUUACCCUUCUGUUUUCGAAGACAACAAAUCACACCAAAAGUCUGCGCAAACUGGACCUAAAAUGCAUAUCUAUUUCCCGAUAGGAACGAACCUGUCGCUAUGUUUAGAGAAAUUAAAAAACCGAUUUCGGUCCUUCCCUUCAAAGAAUUCCCUAGGACAAGGGGACGCACCAAAAUGCUCCUUAGUAUCUACGGUGUACCUCCCAAGACUUGUAAAUCGCGUCUAUUAUUCUCGACUGGGAGCCGACCAGUCGGGACCGGACGUGAUUCCUGCAAAUGAUCACAAAAGAUGUAGAGGCUCCAGGUCGAAAUAUCAAAGGUUGGGGCGGGGGCAGGCAGGUGGGCUGAGCGGCCACCCAGAGUUAACUCACAGACUUUUUAGAACAGUCGGACCGUCCUGGAGAUUUUCUCUUUGUUUUGAUAUUCGUUAUUUUAUUUCGUUCUUGUGCUGAGGACACAAUGGUUAGGAAUGGGGAACAGGUUGCUUGAAUAUCGGAGGCGCCGGCCUCCCCCGGGCUUCCCUGGUUCUUCCCGACCUCCCUCCGUUCCACCCCGGCCCGGAGAGGAGGGGUUGCAGCUGCCGGGCAGGCGCGACGGGCGGCAGGAGGUUUCCGCGCGCUGGGCCGGGAUGCGUGCGCGGGCAGGUGGGGCGUGGCGGGGGCGUGGAGAGCCGGAGCCCGCGGGCAGCCGCCCAGCCCCGGGACCGGCCCGGGAGGAGCCGAGCCGCCGACGGUUAUAAGAGGCUAGCUCGUCGGCGCUCCGCUCUCACCCAUCAGUCCCCGCCCCUCCUCGCCGAAGACAAGAGUCGCCGAGCCAGGGCCGCAGGGUUGGCCCCCAAAGGGAUGCUCUUGCCCGAGCGGCGAGGUCAGCCCCGCUCGCCCCUCGCCGCCGCCGCCGCACCGCGCCAGCCGACGGCCGCCGACAUGGCUCUCUACUGUGGGGACAACUUCGGCGUGUACUCGCAGCCCGGCUUGCCCUCGACCGCCGCCGCCGCCGCCGCCCCAGGCGCCCCCGCACCCGCCCGGGCGCCCUACGGACUCACCGACUACGCCGCGCCGCCAGCCGCCGCCGCCAACCCCUACCUGUGGCUCAACGGGCCGGCCGUGGGAGGUCCCCCCGCCGCCGCCGCCGCCGCGUACCUGGGCGCCCCUCCACCGCCGCCGCCGCCCCCGGGGGGCGCGCCGGGACCCUUCCUGCAGCCGCCGACCGCCGCUGGCACUUUUGCCUGCGCUCAGCGGCCCUUCGCGCAGCCCGCGCCCGCCGCGCCCGCCUCACCCGCCGGGCCCGCGGCGCCAGGGGAGCUGGGCUGGCUGUCCAUGGCCAGCCGCGAGGACCUGAUGAAGAUGGUGCGGCCGCCCUACUCGUACUCGGCGCUCAUCGCCAUGGCCAUCCAGAGCGCGCCCGAACGCAAGCUCACGCUCAGCCACAUCUACCAGUUCGUGGCCGACAGCUUCCCUUUCUACCAGCGCAGCAAGGCCGGCUGGCAGAACUCCAUCCGCCACAACCUGUCUCUCAACGACUGCUUCAAGAAGGUGCCCCGCGACGAGGACGACCCAGGGAAAGGUAAUUACUGGACCCUGGAUCCGAACUGUGAGAAGAUGUUUGACAACGGAAACUUCCGUCGGAAGCGAAAGCGCCGCUCAGAAGCCAGCAGCACCCCCUCAGUGGCCGUGGGGACUUCAAAAUCAGAAGAAGGGCUCUCCCCGGGACUGGGGUCAGGAGUGGGUGGGAAGCCAGAUGGAGACAGUGCCCCUGCAUCUUUGAGAUCCUCCCAGUCCCCAGAGCCUCCUGAGGACACUAAGAGUACUGCCUCCUCACCGGGAGUGUCCAUGCUUUCCUCCACCCCUUGCCUGAACAGCUUCUUCAGCAGCCUCAGCACCCUAAGCGUCGGUAGUAGCAGUGGGAGCACGCAGCGGGCACUCCCUGGCAGCCGCCCUCUAGGGAUCCAGGGGCCCCAGGUGCCCUCAGGCGGUGUGUUCCCCCCCAGCUCCGUCCCGGAGCCCUCGUCAGACCCCUUGCAACUGAAUCACAGCUCCAGCAGCAGCAGCAGCCAGAGAUCUUCCUACUACGGCCCCUUCCCCGCCAGCACCAGCGGGGCCCCGAGCAGCCCCUUUGGCAGCCCUUUCUACAACUUCAGCAUGGUCAACAGCCUCAUCUACCCUCGGGAGGGCUCUGAAGUAUAGAGCCCCAAUUCCCAGACUCAACUGUUGCACACCUGAGAUCUCAUGAAAAUACAGAUCUCCAGGCAGUAGGUCUGGGGCAGGAACUGAGAUUGCAUUUUCUCCAGAGCUCCCGGCAAGGUCCACUGAACACACUCGGAACAGCGUGUGGAUGCCAACUUUUUCUUUACCCGACAAGCUUUCUCUGGAUAAAGGGCCUCCCUGGAGAGAAAUCCAGUCCAGUCUGUCCUGGGAUGGUAUCCGAGAGCCCUGUGAGGGCAGGGACCAUGUCUGUCUGUUCAUCACUGUAUAUCAGGGUCACAGGGUCCAGUGGGCACAGACUUCAGCUGCAAAAACAAGUGAAUGAAGUUACUGGGUCAAAAAAGUAACAAUUGGCACUGGAAGCAGCAGGGAAUGGUUGGGACUGACCAGCUGCAGGCUGCUGUGGGCAACUGGUCUUCUCUGCCUGGCAGCAUUCUGUUUUUUCUAGAAAAGUCAGAGACCUGCAUUUUUCCAGGAAACCUCCAUUUGUCCUCUUUGUGGCUAAUGGAAAGUUUUUCAAAUACUGUGCUAGAAAGCACCGCAAAUCCUUGAGCUCUCUACCCAGCUCAAAGAUCACCUCUAUUUAUGCUUAGUGUCAGGGAUGUGUCAGACAUUAAUAGCGAUAGAAAUGCCCAGACACACCCUGUGUGCCAGGCAUUGUUCUAGAUACUUACCAUGUAUUAGCUCAUUUAAUCCUCACAACAACCUUGACACAAAGGUAUUGUUACCCCCCAUCGUUUUCUGUAUGGUGGCAGUAAACUGCCAAGAUGUUAGGUCCAAACAGUAAGUCAUGAAGCCUGGAUCUAGUUUUUUGAUUUUUUUUGUUUGUAUGUGUGUGUGUGUGUUUAGUUUUCUGUUUUGUUUUGUUUUUUUUGGCUGCACUGUGUGCUUUGUGGGACCUCAGUUCCCGGAUCAGGGAUUGAGCCCAGGCCACAGCAGAGAAAACACCAAAUCCUAAUCACUAGACCACCAGGGAACUCUCACCAGGAUCCAGUUUUAAGGCAGUCUGGCUCCAGAGUCUGUGCUUGUAACCUUUGUGUUCUAGUCCCUGAAAAACAAAGGCAUUAACAUGCAUAGGCAGAGUAAGUAGCGUCUAAGGAGUAGGAAUGAGCUAGGUUUCAUCUAACCAAAGAUUCUGGCUGAAAUCAGUAUCGCUUGGGAUGUUCUGAGCAUCAAGGAUGGACACCAGCUCUGCCUCACUUUUGCUGCCAUAUUUCUGAGAUCUGUGGUCACCGUCCUAGUUAGCUGGUAUCCUGUCUUUUUUAGCAUAUGUCCUGGGUUUUUCAUCUUUGAAACAAAGUUUUAGUAUUUUAUUAAAAAUAGUUUUUAAAUGGAAUUUUUAUUUUUAAAAGCAAACAUUUGUGGUCAAAAAUUUUUCUAACGUAAUAUAUUUUAACACUCCCUUUUACUUCUCAGGAGCUGUCAUCAUUUGAAUACUUUUUAUGGUCACCGUCUUGGUGCCCAACAGAAUGUCUGUAUGUGGCAGACACUCAGCCACAGUUUGAACUUAUCCAAAAAGUGUUAGUG
Molecule: messenger RNA, 5072 nt
Organism: Bubalus bubalis (water buffalo)
Lineage: Eukaryota; Metazoa; Chordata; Mammalia; Artiodactyla; Bovidae
Gene: FOXI3
Product: forkhead box I3
Exons: 2
Coding region: 2187-3527 (446 amino acids)
Biological process (GO): cell differentiation; regulation of transcription by RNA polymerase II; anatomical structure morphogenesis
Molecular function (GO): RNA polymerase II cis-regulatory region sequence-specific DNA binding; DNA-binding transcription factor activity, RNA polymerase II-specific
Source: RefSeq, a predicted model, not a curated record